GCAGCUUAGGGGAUUGUCUUUUUCUGGCACCUGCUCUGUGACCCUGGGCCAGGAUUUGGCCAGAGCUGUGUCAGCUGGGUUCCCGGGCUCCCUGCACGGCCGCUAGUCACCCUUGCACCUGCUGGGGCGCCUGCUGUCUAGGGAGGGCAGGGGGCACGGGCCUGGGGUGGGGGGUCCGGCCCCUCGCAGCAGGCGGCCAGCACCGGGAUGGAUUUCGGUUCCCUGGAGACGGUGGUGGCCAACUCGGCCUUCAUCGCCGCCCGCGGCAGCUUCGACGGGACCGGCGGCCCGUCCUCUCGGGACAGGAAGUACCUGGCCAAGCUCAAGCUGCCCCCACUGUCCAAGUGCGAGGGCCUCCGGGAGAGCCUGGACCUGGCUUUCCCGAGCUUGUGCUCAGAGCAGCCCAUCGGCAAGCGGCUCUUCCAGCAGUUCCUGGGGGCCGACGAGAGGCACGUUCCGGCUCUGGAGCUCUGGAAGGACAUCGAGGACUACGACACGGCCGACGACGACCUCCGGCCUCAGAAGGCCCGGGCCAUCCUGGCCGAGUACCUGGACCCCCAGGCCAAGCUCUUCUGCAGCUUCCUGGACGAGGGCGUGGUGGCGAAGGCCCGGGAGGGGCCCGUGGCGGGCGGGGACGCGCCCUUCCAGACGCUGCUGCGGGCCACCCUGGCGUACCUGAGCCAGACGCCCUUCCAGGAGUACCUGGACAGCCUCCACUUCCAGAGGUUCCUGCAGUGGAAGUGGCUAGAGGCCCAGCCCAUGGGCGAGGACUGGUUCCUGGACUUCAGGGUCCUGGGGAAAGGGGGCUUCGGGGAGGUGUCCGCCUGCCAGAUGAAGGCCACGGGCAAGCUGUACGCCUGUAAGAAGCUCAACAAGAAGAGGCUCAAGAAAAGGAAGGGCUACCAGGGUGCUAUGGUCGAGAAGACGAUUCUAGCAAAGGUUCACAGCAGGUUUAUAGUCUCUCUGGCCUAUGCGUUUGAAACCAAAACUGACCUCUGUCUGGUGAUGACUCUCAUGAACGGAGGUGACAUAAGGUACCACAUCUACAACGUGAACGAGGAGAACCCCGGCUUCCAGGAGCCACGCGCGGUCUUCUACACGGCCCAGAUCGUCAGCGGCCUGGAGCAUCUACACCAGAGAGGCAUCGUGUACCGAGACCUCAAGCCGGAGAACGUGCUUCUGGACGACGACGGCAAUAUCCGCAUUUCUGACCUUGGGCUGGCUGUGGAGCUGAAGGACGGGCAGACCAAGACCAAGGGCUACGCAGGCACCCCAGGUGAGCCCCUGAGAGGGUCGGGGGCAGCCUCUUCUGCGGGGGGCCGGGAGCGAGUGCACCCUCGCAGCAGACCGUGGAAUCACUGGGUGGGGCCGGUGGGUGUGCCCGGACCCCGCUGCAGGGGUCCCCCACCUGUUGGUUCCGGAGGCCACGCGCUCCGUGAGGGGGCUUCUGCCUCCAGUGGCCUCCUGGACAUCGGCAGAGUGCAUAUGUCCAACAUGCCUGGCCCCGUGGGUUGGAUCACCUGCUGUGCCCCCCAAUGCGCGCAGACCGGGAGAGCCACGAUGGGUGGCCAGCACCCACUGCCGUGUGGCCGGGGUUGGCUCUGCAGGGGAGGGGGCUGCCCACGUCCAGGAUGUGUGCGUGUACGUGUGUGUGUGCACAGGUGUGUCUGUCUGUGUGUGUACUGUGUGCUCCUACACAACACAUUCUGCCCUGGGGGGAGGGAAGCAGGGCCUGCAGACAACAGAGGGGGCCCCCCAGUGUUGGGGCAGGCGGAGCGGGCAGCCCAGACUGCUGGGGAGCUGGGCACCGCCUCCCGCCGGCGGGCACCUGGGGGUCUGUCCCCUGUGCCCCGUGUUCCGGGAGGCGGGGCUCCCAGCCAGCCCGUCCCUGGGUUGACCUGGCUUUGAGGAGGGACUGUUGUCACUAGGAUUUGGGGCUACUUGGACCUUGUUUUGUGUCCCCAGAUUCUCCUGUCCUGGGCUCUGAGCCCUUAUGGUUUGUCCCUGCUGCCGGGGCAGCUCUGUCCCCCCCACCCCCCGGUGGCCUCAGUUAGGGAGGGCCCCUCCGAAGUCGACUUUUCCAGAAUCUGUGGCGCUCCAGCGCUGAGUGGACCAUGGCAGUGGGCUCCUGCCGUGUUUUAGGGGAUUCAGAUCAUGAGAAAGCGUAGAGAGCGCGGCUCAACAGGCCGGACUCUGGUCGCCGACGGCGGGUGUGAGGGCCCUGCCGGCCGCCAGAGGGCGUCCCAGGCUUCGCUGCUGCCCGGCCUUCCUCUGAGCAGGGGGCGCAGGGGACCCGGCUCACACGUGCUCCGUCACUC
Molecule: messenger RNA, 2318 nt
Organism: Mustela erminea (ermine)
Lineage: Eukaryota; Metazoa; Chordata; Mammalia; Carnivora; Mustelidae
Gene: GRK1
Product: G protein-coupled receptor kinase 1
Exons: 4
Coding region: 208-1908 (566 amino acids)
Biological process (GO): signal transduction; regulation of opsin-mediated signaling pathway; visual perception
Cellular component (GO): cytoplasm
Molecular function (GO): rhodopsin kinase activity; ATP binding
Source: RefSeq, a predicted model, not a curated record